AUGGCCAAAUCACAAGAAGGCAACCAAAACUCAAGAGGAGCGCCUAGCAGGGCAGGCAGUGUUGUGUGCGAGGACCAACGAAGUUCGAUGAAUCACCGCGUCAAAUUCUCGGUCGGAGGCAGUGAUAAAGCACAGACGCCUCAAGAUCCCCCCAAAAAGCCUUUGCCGCAAAUGUGUGUGCCAUCUACCUCCCAGCCUUCGAAGUCAUAUUUUUCAAACUCGAUAGACGCCAAGUCUGCCGAUGUCGCGAAGACUCCGCUGCUCGCUUCCAGUUCAGACCAUUAUGGAAAGGUCACUGAAGUUUCACAGCUCUCUGCUAAUGAGAGAACCAUGCAGCCUGGCAACAAGCUUGGCAGUGCCUCAGCGCCCGUUUCCAGACGUGAUUCGCAUGAAGAUGCCACAGUUACGCUAUUGCCAACGAAGGGGACUCAUGGCUAUCCUGUUCGUGUCGAUGAAAUACCGCUGGCGGACAUGGGGAAGUCAAUCGACAGGCGCCCUUAUUCUCUAUAUGAUGAUUCAACAGACGAGGACGAAGAAGGACCUUCCAAAACUGCUGACAGGAAGAAAACUGUUGUACCGGCCGAAGAUAACCACACUGACAACACAAACUGUUUAAGGACAAAUGCCGAAGCCCAUCGUUUGGUAAGGGCUAUGACAAACCGACUAGAGCUCGAGAGGGUAUGGGCAAAUGACCCCGAUCGUGAAGAACUUCGGUCUGGUCACACCACUCCAGCACAUGAGCGACAUCAACAAGACUACAUUCCCAGACCGACCGAGUUCAAGCCCAGUAUCCUGUCUAUGCUCCUGAAAGUCCACGAUCAGCACAGUGCAGGUAUAAUGAUCAACCGCCACUCCGCGAGUGGUCCUUUUCAUACUGAACAUCAUGAUGCUAGACCUUGGCGAAGGCGUUCUGGUGCAAAACUGCUCUCAUCGUCUCCUUCCACCGCUGCUACACCUGGAGCAUCCCCACCCUCGUCUGAAAUAAGUACACCUCAGACCUCAGGCAAAAGUACUCCCCGCAGACUGAAAUGGUACGAUAAACCUUCGGGGUCUGCUUCAACCACUUCUCUGUCAGGUUUGCUAGACGCCUCAAUGGUGGCGGGAGCUCCCGCUACCUCGAAAGCAGCCCCAGCGGCACACCAACGCACGGCUUCUCGUCCCCACCUAACCAGGCCUCGGUCUACUGGCAUGUUGUCCUCAGCCAUGCAUAAGCUGACCCCGAAACACGAAAAUCCAAACGAAAUCCUAAUCACGGUUCAUAUAGCUGAAGUGCUUGCACGCCAGCGGUAUCUACUUACAUUGUGUCGUGCGCUGAUGUUGUAUGGAGCUCCAACGCAUAGGUUGGAGGAAUACAUGCGAAUGUCUGCACGUGUCCUCCAGAUCGAAGGACAAUUCCUCUACCUUCCAGGAUGCAUGAUCGUCUCUUUCGACGACAGCGAUCUGCAUACGACCGAAGUCAAGCUCGUCAAGGUGGAUCCUGGGGUCGACCUUGGAAAGUUCCGAGACACCUUUGACAUAUAUAAAGAGGUCGUGCACGAUCAGACAGGAGUCGAAGAAGCCAUGCAGCGUCUUGAUGAAGUCAACAAGCGCCCAGAGAAGUUCAAUGUGUGGAUUAAGAUUUUGAUGUAUGGACUGGCUUCUGCAUUUGUGGGACCUUUCGCGUUCGGUGCACGCCCGAUCGACAUGCCCAUCGCCUUCCUGUUGGGUUGUGUCCUGGGUCUGCUCCAACUGUGGGUAGCGACCAGAUCUGAGCUAUAUUCAAACGUUUUCGAGAUCACAGCAUCCAUCGUCACCUCGUUCGCUGCCCGCGGUAUGGGAAGCAUUCGUUAUAAAGAUGGGACAUUUGUUUUCUGUUUCUCUGCCCUAGCGCAGAGCAGUAUCGCACUUAUCUUACCUGGAUACAUCAUCCUUUGUGGUAGUCUCGAACUCCAAUCUCGCCACCUCGUCGCAGGAUCUGUGCGAAUGGUCUACGCCAUCAUUUAUGCCCUUAUGCUCGGGUUCGGAAUCACCAUCGGCACUGCGGUUUAUGGCUUAAUGGAUAAGAACGCAACGUCUGUUGUCGCUUGCCCAGCGCCCAAAAGCUUGGACUGGUGGACCAACAACGUCUACCUGAGUCAUUUCCCCUGGGUUCCGCUCUUCACAAUGUGCUUGAUAGUCAUCAGCCAGGCGAAAUGGAAGCAAGCACCCAUGAUGCUUUUCAUUGCGUUCGCCGGUUAUCAAGUGAAUUUUUGGAGUGCAAAGCGAUUCGCGAACAAUGUCCAGAUAGCGAACGCCUUGGGCGCCUUCGCAAUUGGUGUUAUGGGGAACCUAUACUCCCGCAUGCGUCACGGCCUUGCAGCAGCAGUGCUACUACCAGCUAUAUUUGUGCAAGUCCCAUCCGGCCUGGCAGCCAGCGGGUCACUAGUAAGUGGUUUGACCUCUGCGGAUCAGAUCACGGGCAACGCCACAGGCAUCUCAGUCAUCAAUAAUGGGACGCAGGGAUUUGCGGAUGCACAGAAAAACGCGACCACGGCUGAGACUAGUGGAGUGUAUUCUGGAACGGUGUUUAACGUGGGUUAUGGCAUGGUGCAAGUUGCUAUUGGGAUUAGCGUUGGCUUGUUUCUCAGCGCCUUGGUUGUGUAUCCUUUUGGCAAGAAGAGGAGUGGGUUGUUCAGUUUCUGA
Molecule: messenger RNA, 2661 nt
Organism: Endocarpon pusillum Z07020
Lineage: Eukaryota; Fungi; Ascomycota; Eurotiomycetes; Verrucariales; Verrucariaceae
Exons: 1
Coding region: 1-2661 (886 amino acids)
Biological process (GO): transmembrane transport
Molecular function (GO): transmembrane transporter activity
Source: RefSeq, a predicted model, not a curated record